UCAAAUCACGGAAAAUGUAUACGAAAAUUGUUUCCCAUUUUUGUGUAAGUUAGCUUUAAAGUGGAUCCCAAAAAGUAUGCCAGCUGUUUAGAAGCUUCAUGCUCCGCUCCCAGGCCAUAAACACAGGCAAUAGCCACGCGCUUUUGCUGCUGUUCUGGCUUUUGGCCAUGUUUGCGCUUUAUGGCCAUUGCGAGGAGGCUCUCCGUUAUCGGAUAACUUGGAUAACGGUCGUCGUGUGGCGGCCCCAUUUUGAUAUUUUACGGCAGCCAUGGCCUACAAACGGAAUCGGCGAACCAAGCCCCAAGUCGGUCGGAUUUCCAGGGUCAAGUGCGUUUGCUUGCUUUUUUUAUUGGCUUCUCGCACUUGUUGUCCCGCAGGCGCACACGACGUAUGCGUGAUGUAGGUGUACAUGGGUGUUCCAUUGAGACGACGGCGACCCACUUCCGGACGAAUCCGGACUUCGACCUUCCGGAUUACGCCCGCCGAAUACCUGAUUGGCCCCUUUUGUUUUUUCUCAGUGCUCUGUUAUAUAUUUUUGAGGGUGCUACGAUCAUUGAAUCUGAAUCGCAUUUUUGAGUAUCUGCAUCGGCAAUUAUACAAAAUAUGUACAACUUAAUUUGGCAAUUAGUUAAACAAUGCGAAUAGCGUUGGCUAAUUGGCGAGCAAUUAGCCGUGGGCGCUAUAAAUUGUUGCAGUUUGUUGGUGAUCUUCGAAAACCAGAAAAUGAAGCAGUGGAUCGGUUGGAUUGUUGGCCUGCUCUGCAUCCUGCUAGUCCUGAAAGGAAGUUGGAGCACCACCUACGAGGUAAUCGGCGAUGAGAAAACCUUGGAUAUAGUUUGCACUGCUGCAGAAGAUAAGGGGAAUAUACCGAUUUCUAAGAUUCUGGACAUAACCAAUUUGACCUUCGAUAUGGCCGCCGAUAUGGAAACUUUGUACUUCAAUGGGAACAUUAAGGUCCUGAUGGAUGUGCCAAGUGGUCCGAUUGCUAUGGAGGUUGACAUAUUUCGAUGGGAACGGAAUUCAUGGACUCCAACGCAACUUGCAUUAAAGCGGAAUGACUUAUGCCAGUCUUUGACGAGUCCCCGGGAGCUUUGGUACCCCAUCUUUAGAAAUAUACCGAAGGAGGAAUUGAUAUGUCCGCCAAACAAGGGGCAUAUUUAUACCCUUAAAAACGUGAGCAACCAUGAGUUUGUCAGAAACGUGCCCUCUGCGGACAUUGCCGGUGAUCUGAAGGCCUUGGUCCAUCUAACCACUGGGAAUAUAAAGACCUGUGCUGUGCUCUUCUUCAAGGUCUACAUCACUAAGCAUUGAAAAUAGAAUAGGG
This is a messenger RNA of Drosophila eugracilis, 1324 nucleotides long. RefSeq lists its product as uncharacterized. The transcript has 3 exons. NCBI's taxonomy places the organism in Eukaryota, Metazoa, Arthropoda, Insecta, Diptera, Drosophilidae. The record is from RefSeq and is a predicted model, not a curated record. Bases 724 to 1311 code for a protein of 195 amino acids.